Molecule: messenger RNA, 819 nt
Organism: Carlito syrichta (Philippine tarsier)
Lineage: Eukaryota; Metazoa; Chordata; Mammalia; Primates; Tarsiidae
Gene: TM4SF19
Product: transmembrane 4 L six family member 19
Exons: 5
Coding region: 92-721 (209 amino acids)
Cellular component (GO): membrane
Source: RefSeq, a predicted model, not a curated record
CUGGGGCUGCAGGAGUGACGGCCCACUCUGAAGAGGGAGCCCUUCUCCAGGUUCUUUCCCUCCCUUCCUGAUCCUUGCCACCAGAUGCAGGAUGCUGUCCUCUCCCUGCGUGUUGGCAUGCUCACGGACUUGCUCCCGCAUCUUGGGGUUGAGUCUCGGGACUGCAGCCCUGUUUGCUGCUGGGGCCAACAUGGCACUCCUCUUUCCUAAUUGGGAUGUUACCUACCUGUUGAGGGGCCUCAUUGGUAGACAUGCCAUGUUGGGCUCUGGCCUCUGGGGAGGAGGUGUCAUGGUACUCACUGCAGCUAUUCUCAUCUCCUUGAUGGGCUGGAAAAAUGGCUGCUUCAGUAAGAGUGGGCUCUGUCUAAAUGUGCUUACGGCCCUGUUGUCAAGUGGCCUGGCUUUACUUGGAGCCUUAAUUUGCUUCAUCACUUCUGGAGUAGCUCUGAAAGAUGGUCCUUUUUGUAUGUUUGAUGUCUCAUCCUUCAAUCAAACACAAGCUUGGAAAUAUGGUUACCCAUUCAAAGACCUGCAUAACAGAAAUUAUUUGUAUGACCAUUCACUCUGGAACUCCGUCUGCCUGGAGCCCUCCAAAGCUGUUGUUUGGCAUGUGUCCUUCUUCUCGGCCCUUCUGUGCGUCAGCCUGCUCCAGCUUCUCCUGGUGGUCAUUCAUUUCAUCAACAGCUUCCUGGGCCUUUUCUGCAGCCUCUGUGAGAAGUGAAAGGCAACGCCCUUUCACGCAUGGGUGUUUUCAUCAUAAGCUACCAAAAACCCUUUCUGCAAGUAAUGGGCUUGAAUUAUAAACAAACUUCUCUUUUA